AUGAUCGACAUUUCUCCCAAUGUUCUGGAGUAUAAAGCCCCCUUUACCUCCCAAUCUACAGAAUAUGUUACUGUCACCAACAAUUCGGAGCAAAACAUUGCUUUCAAGGUGAAAACCACGGCUCCAAAGUUCUACUGUGUUAGACCUAACGCCGCGGUCGUGGCUCCAGGUGAGCAAGUGCAAGUGCAGGUGAUUCUGCUUGGCCUUGCAGAAGAGCCAACUCCAGACUUCAAAUGCCGUGAUAAAUUCCUGGUCAUAACGUUGCCAGCUCCCUACGAUUUGGGUACCUCCACUGUCACGGAGGCGUGGCCCCAGCUAGAGGCGGAGUUCAAACAGCAGGCGGUGUCCAAGAAGAUUAAAGUGAAAUAUUUGUUUAAUGAAGAAUCAAAGACCGAGGAGCCUGCCGUUGCAGAAGCUGCAACUGUCGACGAGCCUGUGACUACUCCAGCUGAAAAGGCCCCAGUUCAAAGUGCUCCUGAAAUUGAAGAAAAAACACCUGUCAAGAAUGUGGCAGAAAAGAAAGAAGCCGAGGUUCCUGCUGCCAAGGAAGCACCUGCUGCUCCAGUCCAGCAAUUAGCGGAAAAGACAGAGGGUCCUUUAAGCCCAUCUAUCGUAUUAUUUGUCGCCUUGAUUGCUUUGUUUCUUGGUUGGAUGUACUAUUAA
Molecule: messenger RNA, 663 nt
Organism: Lachancea fermentati
Lineage: Eukaryota; Fungi; Ascomycota; Saccharomycetes; Saccharomycetales; Saccharomycetaceae
Source: the annotation of a GenBank genome assembly